GUUAGUUAACGGCUCUGUCUUGAUGCUGACGUCAGCUUUAAGGCAUACGUUCACAUACAGGUCUUGAGAUUCGUUGGGGGAGUACCACCGAGCUUAAUUCAGACUGGAUUGCGAUUGAUAUUCAUAGUCAAUCCUGUGACCCCCAAUUUAUUCGAAUACAGAGAUUCAAAAUGUUUGUGUGGGAUUGGUUAACAGGAGUCCUGGGCAUGCUUGGCCUCUGGAAAAAGUCUGGAAAGCUUCUCUUCCUUGGACUUGAUAACGCAGGAAAAACAACACUUUUGCACAUGCUGAAGGAUGACAGGAUGGCUCAACAUGUACCCACUCUUCACCCCACGUCAGAAGAGUUAUCGAUUGGCAACAUGAGGUUCACCACAUUUGAUUUGGGUGGCCAUACUCAAGCUCGGCGGGUUUGGAAAGAUUAUUUCCCAGCUGUGGAUGCAAUUGUGUUUCUCGUCGAUGCCUUUGACACCCAACGUUUUCCAGAAAGUAAAAACGAGCUAUGCUCGCUUUUAGCCGAUGAGCAAUUGGGACAUUGUCCUAUUCUUAUACUCGGCAACAAGAUCGACAGGUCUGGAGCAGCUUCCGAAGAUCAAUUGCGUUCUUAUUUUGAGCUGCACAACACUACCGGAAAAGGCAAAACGCCAAGAUCUGAGUUAUCCUCUCGGCCCUUGGAAUUGUUCAUGUGUUCAGUUCUGAAGCGUCAAGGCUACGGCGAAGGUUUCCGCUGGCUAGCUCAAUACAUUGACUGAAAAUAUAAACGUUCGAGUCGGGGAGGAGAAUAAACACACCUUCCGUACCCCCUCCUCUUCCAAUCUUUUAUUAUUAACCGAAAAGAAAACAAAUCCAAAACGAUUCCUAUUCGUUCCCCCCUUGCGCUCGCUCCUUUUUUCCGGUUUGUAACAGAUAACGAGAUAACUUCAGCAAAAGUAAUAUAUCGGCUCUCGGUUUCUGUCCCUUAAAGUAAUUUCUGUCGAUAAUUUCAAUAUAUUUUUUGAGUCGUU
Messenger RNA from Daphnia magna, 1001 nucleotides. It is a transcript of the gene Sar1, whose product is annotated as GTP-binding protein SAR1. The transcript has 6 exons. Gene Ontology annotation, molecular function: GTP binding; GTPase activity. The record is from RefSeq and is a predicted model, not a curated record. Gene Ontology annotation, biological process: endoplasmic reticulum to Golgi vesicle-mediated transport; membrane organization; vesicle organization. Bases 171 to 749 code for a protein of 192 amino acids. Gene Ontology annotation, cellular component: endoplasmic reticulum exit site; COPII vesicle coat. Lineage: Eukaryota; Metazoa; Arthropoda; Branchiopoda; Diplostraca; Daphniidae.